AUGGUAUUCAAAGAGCCUCUCUCGGCUACAGCCCUGGGAAUCCUUGUUCAUCUAGGGAUCUUCAUCCGAGGCGAAUGGCAUCUCCGAGCCCCAGCCGUGGUAAUUGUCCAUGCGGCUGCUCUCGCCACAGGUUCCACGAUCUGCGCAUACAACCGAGUAAUGAACUGGUGGAUUAGAGCAGGACUAUGCGUCGUCUGCUACAUAUGCGGCCUGUUCACCAGCAUUAUCAUCUACCGGCUGUUCUUUCACAGAAUACGACACUUUCCCGGGCCACGACUCGCUGCCAUGAGCAAACUAUGGAGUGUCUAUAAAUGCCUAGACUAUAAAAAUCACUUGUUCCUAGAAUCGUUACAUCAGCGAUAUGGGGAUUUCGAAAUUACCAUAUUUCACCCUGUCGGAUGGUUGGCCCUUGACGGAAAUGAUAACCUCAACAGUAGAUCAGACUGGUACGACCUGCUCCGUCCACGUGUCUCGCCUAUUUUCUCUCGCAACGAGAAAGACCACCUAGAGAGGCGCAAGUCAUGGAACCUUGCGUUAUCUACAAAGGGUGAUAUCACCCGUAAGUACAUCCCCCGCAUCAUCUCCCAAAUCGAAACCUUGCACACCAUUAUCGCCUCCGCCGCCACAAAUGCCACCCCGAUUCUCCUCAACGACAUCAUGCUCUGGUUUGCCUUCGACUCCAUGGGCGAAUUUGCCUUUGACCAGUCCUUCAACAUGCUCAAAAAUGGUACAUGGCACCGCCUCGUGAUUCAACAAAGGUCAGCACUCGCCCUGCUUGGCUCUUUGGGCCACACGGUCUGGGCCAUUCGAAUCGCAUUUGUAUUCUUCUCGCGCUUCUGGCGCAUCAGGGACUGGAUAAAUAUGAUAUCGUUCUGCGACCGGCAAAUUGAGCGCCGGUUGGCAAUUCAGCUUACAUCACUCGCUCCCACACCAGUAGAUGUAUCUGGGUACUUCAUCAAGGAGUACGAAGCGGGAAAGACGGCGGAGAAUGAGCGCGCGAAAUGGAGUCUCCUGAGUGGAAAUGCAGUUUCCGUUAUUAUAGGCGGGAGGUCUUCUGCUGGCAGUGACACGACUGGCUCAACUCUAAUAACCCUUUUCUACUUCCUUGCCCUCCAUCCUUCUUACGCAGAGCAAAUCCAUGAGGAACUAAGCUCCACUGAAAAUCCGACUGACAUCACUGUACUUGCAAAUAUGCCAGUUCUAAACGGGUUUAUUAACGAGAGCAUGCGUCUCAUUCCCGCAGCAUUGACUAUUGGAUCGCGUCUUACUCCAUCGCAGGGACUAACCAUCGACGGCAUCUACAUCCCAGGAAACAUCAAGCUGGUUGCCCCCAAGUACAGCAUCUACCGCCGUGGGUCAGUCUUUAUUGAGCCGAAUACGUUUAUUCCAGAACGAUGGUAUAGUAGGCCUGAGCUGGUUCGAGAUAAGAGCGUUUUUGCCCCAUUCGGGAUUGGGCGCAGAACCUGUGUUGGCAAAAACCUAGCUCUAACCCAGAUCCGCCUUAUACUCGCCCGGCUUCUUCCAUUGUAUACAGUGCGCUUCGCACCUGGUGAGACAGGAAAAGCUUUUGAACGAGAUUUGAGAGACCAGCUGACUGCACAGCCGGGGGCUUGCUGUGUUGUUUUUGAGCCGAGGCUGGGAAAAGAGCCCGUCGGCCGAGACCAUGUACCCAUAAGUUAG
Messenger RNA from Penicillium cosmopolitanum, 1680 nucleotides. Its product is annotated as cytochrome P450. The coding region runs from base 1 to 1680 and encodes 559 amino acids. The record is from RefSeq and is a predicted model, not a curated record. The transcript has 5 exons. Gene Ontology annotation, molecular function: oxidoreductase activity, acting on paired donors, with incorporation or reduction of molecular oxygen; monooxygenase activity; heme binding. NCBI's taxonomy places the organism in Eukaryota, Fungi, Ascomycota, Eurotiomycetes, Eurotiales, Aspergillaceae.